AUGAUUAAAUUUUAUUUUAUUAUAGUUAUUUUAUUACUGUUAAAUAACCUUAUUGUGGUUUAUGCUAAAGUUCGUCAACCAUUCCCUGGAAAUGGUGUUUUAACUAUUACAAAGAACGGUGGUAUUGAAGAUACAAAUGAAAUAGUGCAAGUUGAUUUACACUCUUUCCAAACAUUGAUUGUAAAUAGAAAACUCUUACCAAUGGAUAUCAAAGCUAUCAAAGACAUAUACAAUGACGCAAUUUUUAAAAUACUACCAGGCCACACCAAUUUUACAUUACAAGAACCACAAUUCUACGAGUACUUAUAUUAUGUAUCAAUACCAACCCCAUUAUUAAACUAUCAACAAAAAACAAUUUUAUGGAAUUCAAAUUCUAAAAAACCAAGUUUUUUUUAUGAAUUAGAAAGAAUAGUUUUUGAAUAUGGUGUAAGAAUUGUUUAA
This is a messenger RNA of Dictyostelium purpureum, 441 nucleotides long. RefSeq lists its product as uncharacterized. The record is from RefSeq and is a predicted model, not a curated record. The transcript has a single exon. Lineage: Eukaryota; Evosea; Eumycetozoa; Dictyosteliales; Dictyosteliaceae. Bases 1 to 441 code for a protein of 146 amino acids.